Pangasianodon hypophthalmus (striped catfish) is the source of this 2278-nucleotide messenger RNA. Its product is annotated as hyaluronan-binding protein 2-like. Gene Ontology annotation, biological process: proteolysis. Lineage: Eukaryota; Metazoa; Chordata; Actinopteri; Siluriformes; Pangasiidae. Bases 375 to 2063 code for a protein of 562 amino acids. The transcript is spliced from 13 exons. The record is from RefSeq and is a predicted model, not a curated record. Gene Ontology annotation, molecular function: calcium ion binding; serine-type endopeptidase activity.
AAGUUUGUCAGAGCACAUAUCACACCGAUUUCUAGAAAUGAACCAGUAAAUCCGUUCAAACCCAUUUGACCCAAAUUUACACCCGAAUUAUAUCAUAUACACCAAGGAACAAAACCGGGUCAAAAGCUUCAAGUGCUAGUGUACACCCAAGACUGUAAACAGACUAAAGGGGGUGUGUGGUGCUUAAAGGGGCACAGGGUUGGAUAUGAUUCCAUGAAGAAAUCAAUGGACGAGGCUAAUCAUUGCCAGCUGGAGAGAAGAGAAACGGAUGUAUGAUUCCUACAUCCAAGAGCUGAUCUGAACAGUUGGUGCCUACAUUGUCAGGACAUUGGUGAGUUCUUCCCUGUAAUCCUGUGACCAGUACUGGUAGUGCCAUGCUCCCACUAUUGUUGUUACUGCUGAGCCUGCAGAUUCUUAACCAGCCAGCAGCAGCAGCAGAAAGUGAGGGACUUUUAUUGAAGGUCAGAGGUGGUAUAGGUGAAGAUCCAACGCCAGUGACUAACGAGACCUCAGAAGACUACUAUGAAGAAUCUUCUGAUAAUGAUCAAAAUAAUACCAACUCACAGUGGUUGUAUGAAUUCCUUGAAGAGACAGAUGAGUGUGAACCAAAUCCCUGUUACAACAAUGGGAUAUGUGAGAAUGAUGGUGAUGGUGAUUUCAAAUGCAUUUGCCCUCGGCCUUUUAAGGGCAAAAGGUGUCAAACUGUUAUAAAUGUGUGUAAGAAUAUCAAAUGCGGCCGUGGUGAAUGCGUUAUUACUAAGGAAGAGCCCUUUUAUGAGUGCAAGUGUACCGCCCCCUUCCAGCCUCCCAACUGCAGGAGACCCUCAGCCUGUAAUCCCAGUCCCUGUUUGAAUGGUGGAACAUGUGUAAAGGGUCGUACAAGGGCUAAAUUCCACUGCAAGUGUCCUGAAAACUACAGUGGAAAGUUCUGUCAAGUUGGUCCUGAUGAUUGCUAUGAGGGAGAUGGGGCAUCAUACAGAGGUUUCGUGAGUGAAACAGUGUCUGGACAUGACUGUCUGCCUUGGAACUCUCAUGUUAUAACAUUUGCUGAUGAUGAUACUGAGGUUAAAGAGGAGGAUGGAAUAGGGCCACAUAACUAUUGCAGGAACCCAGAUGGGGAGAGCCAGCCUUGGUGCUUCAUCAGAUACAAUAACACAUUGGAGUGGGAUGACUGUAAUGUAACACGCUGCCCUGAACCAAGUUCAACCCCAACUGAGCCAACAAUUGAUGAAGAGGCAUCGCCUGUAACAAUUACCAUGCCUGCUCCAGAAAAUGAGUUCUCAGUGUGUGGAAAGUCAUGGCCAAGUAUGAUUACAUCGAGGAUCUUUGGUGGGAGGAAGUCCAAGCCUGGAGCUCAUCCCUGGCAAGCCUCAUUGCAGGUGCGCCCCAGAAAUAGCACUCAACCUUUCAUUCAUGACUGUGGGGGAAUUGUCCUCAACUCCUGCUGGAUCCUCACUGCUGCUCACUGCAUACGCAGGACGUUUGAGAUGCAGGUGGUUCUAGGUGGGGUGGACCUGGAAAAGCAUGAGGCAGCAGAUCAGACUGUGGCAGUUGAAACUUAUAUCAUGCAUGAGAACUACACAGAUAUUGAUGAUGUCCAGUACAAUGACAUAGCCCUGCUCAAACUGAAGACUGUGUCUGAAGAUGGACUUUGUGCCAGAGAGACCAGGUUUGUUAAAGCUGCCUGUCUGCCCCCUGGCCCUUUUCCUGAUGGGAUGGAAUGCACUAUAUCAGGCUAUGGAGUCACUGAGAAAGAUGAGAGUGGUUCCAGUCAGUUGCUGGACACAAAAGUUCUCCUGAUCAACCAGAACCGCUGCAUGGCUCCUAAUGUUCUUGGUGAAGUGCUGGAUGACAGCAUGGUCUGUGCUGGACGAAUGCAAGGAGGGAUUGACAGCUGCCAGGGAGAUUCUGGAGGCCCCCUGAUCUGUAAGCAGAAUGACACACAUUAUGUCUAUGGAGUGGUGAGCUGGGGUGAUGGCUGUGGCAAGAAGAAUAAACCUGGCGUUUACGCCCGUGUCACCCAAUUUCUUGACUGGAUCAAUGAAAAGAUGCGCUCCACAUAAAGCUGGGCCAGACUUUGAUUGAUGUAUAAGUAACAUAUAUUGUCCAGCUUUCACAAAACCUUUAUUUUGGUUUUCCUGCCCAUUAAUCAUACAUCAAGCUGCUCAAACUUUCAGAGUUUAAACUGUCAGACAUCUGUAUUAUAAAAUCUCCACAAUUCAGAUCAGUUUUUCAUUUCAUCACUAUUGUGGCAAGAAUUAAAGUUUUGUUCAAGACA